AUGAAUAACCGGCCUGUCGAGCAGGCCUUGGGUACUCUGGUCCCGACCCAUGCCGGCGAUCUGCCCCAAGAGCUACUCAGCUUGGCCCUGAGUCUUGUUGCGCAGUCCCGUGCCUUUUCCGCCAGCUUGAAGCCCGAAGAAGAGAUCGCGCGACCCUACGCUUGUGCGGAGAUUGCUUGCAAGAGGUUAAGUCGAGCUCUCAAACUUCCUCCUCUGCUCGGCCGUCCCCCAUGUCCGCCGCGCGUUUACAAAAAGCUUUAUACAUACCUCGACAAUUCUCUUUCCGCCAGUUCAGCAGGAAUUAAACGCUCCGCAAGUGGUUCAAUUCCCGGAACACCGUCGAGAUCCGGAUCUACACAGACCACUCCUACCAAGACAGGGAACACCCCUUCCAGGGCUGCACCUACGCCUCGCGGCCUGCAGAACACACCAUCCAAGUCCACGCCGUUGAAGCGAAGUAUUAGCGUGGCGAACAAACUAGCAUCGCCGUCGAAAUCAGCACGCAAGGCAGCCCCAGCACGGUCCAAUGGACUUGUCAAUUCAACAAUCAUUCCAGAUGCCCCAGCAUGGGUGAUGACCGCGAUCCGAACAAUCUGCAAGACACUUUCAACACCAGCACCGCGCACGACAAGCCUAUCCAGACCUCCAAUUUCAAGGACCUUGCCUCCUCACAUCUUUGCCGGUGUAUCAUCCAUCCUCUAUCUCACGGCAAGCAUGUCCAAUGACGAGGAAGGGAUGGACGAAGAGACGCUCGAUUUCCUGGAACCAAUUGUGUCCAUUCAAGGCAACGAAGAUGAUUUCAAGGAGCUUGUGUAUGCGAUGAUCGUUGCAGUCUAUUUCAUCGUCCUAGCGCGGCGAAGAAACCCUGCGCCGUCGGCUGACGGCGAGGUGACGAAUUCCGAAACACAGAAGAUGGACAAGAAGACAUUCAUGGAGAUGCGCCAGACUGCAUUGACCAGCCUCAGUCUCCCCAACGCCAGGCGGCAUCGUGAUGAUGUUGAUCAGUGGAUUGCUUUGAUCAUGGAACAAGGUUGGGCGAAUGGCAAGGAAUGGUUUGAUAAUAUCCCGCUUGCUGGUGAAUUGCAUGGCGAGGAUGAGGAGGGAAAUUCAUACCGCCACCUUGACGAGGAAGAUGCUGCAUUCAGGGGUGUCAAAUUGCCCAAACGCAAUGAUGGCACCGCUGGGGCUCGCACCGGACAGCCCAGCAAGCCUACUCACGGCGGGCUCUUGCCCGGUCUGGGCACUAUGAUGCAAGAUCGGGUGGACUAUUUGAGUGAGGAUCGUCGGGAAGAUUAUGUGGAGUGGAAGGCAGAUAUCCUAGCUCGCAUUGAAGGUGCAACUCCUAGGGCCGGGCGUGCUGCUGCGUGA
Molecule: messenger RNA, 1368 nt
Organism: Penicillium cataractarum
Lineage: Eukaryota; Fungi; Ascomycota; Eurotiomycetes; Eurotiales; Aspergillaceae
Exons: 2
Coding region: 1-1368 (455 amino acids)
Biological process (GO): DNA replication
Cellular component (GO): nuclear origin of replication recognition complex
Molecular function (GO): DNA binding
Source: RefSeq, a predicted model, not a curated record